Esox lucius (northern pike) is the source of this 2273-nucleotide messenger RNA. Its product is annotated as COP9 signalosome complex subunit 1. The record is from RefSeq and is a predicted model, not a curated record. The transcript has 15 exons. Gene Ontology annotation, cellular component: COP9 signalosome. The coding region runs from base 69 to 1463 and encodes 464 amino acids. Lineage: Eukaryota; Metazoa; Chordata; Actinopteri; Esociformes; Esocidae.
UGAACCCAUGCCCCGGAUGUGAUAUCCCACUGCUGUUUGUUUCUGCACAACGUCAGAAACGGGGAAAGAUGCCUUUGCCUGUGCAAGUAUUUAACUUUCAGGGGGUUGUGGAGCCCAUGCAGAUAGAUGCAGACCCACAGGAGGAUCAACAGAAUGCACCAGACGUCAACUAUGUGGUGGAAAACCCCACUCUGGAUCUGGAGCAGUAUGCCUCCAGCUACAGUGGUCUGAUGCGAAUCGAGAGGCUGCAGUUCAUAGCAGAACACUGUCCCCAGCUCCGCGCAGAGGCCCUGAAGAUGGCCCUCUCAUUCGUCCACAGGACCUUCAACGUGGACGUGUAUGAAGAGAUUCACCGCAAGCUCACAGAGGCCACCAGAGAGGUCCAGAGCGUUCCGGAUGGCGUGGUGGAAGGCGGCCCAGUAGACCCUCCACCCCUGGACACAGCAUGGGCUGAGUCUACCAGGAAAAAGGCCCUGCUCAAACUAGAGAAACUGGACACUGACCUGAAGAACUACAAAGGCAACUCCAUCAAAGAGAGCAUCAGAAGGGGCCACGACGAUCUUGGCGACCACUACUUGGACUGCGGUGACCUCAGCAACGCCCUCAAGUGCUACUCCCGUGCCAGAGACUACUGUACCAGCGCCAAGCAUGUCAUAAACAUGUGUCUUAAUGUCAUUAAGGUUAGCGUGUACCUCCAAAACUGGUCCCAUGUCCUUAGUUAUGUCAGUAAAGCUGAAUCUACACCAGAGAUCGCGGAGCAACGAGGGGAGCGAGAUUGUCAGAGUCAGUCGGUUCUCACCAAAUUAAAAUGUGCUGCAGGCCUUGCUGAGCUGGCCUCUAGAAAGUACAAACAAGCCGCCAAGUGCUUCCUGCUGGCCUCAUUUGACCACUGUGACUUUGCUGAGCUUCUUUCCCCCAGUAAUGUAGCUGUAUAUGGAGGGAUGUGUGCCCUCGCUACCUUUGACCGCCAGGAGCUACAGAAGAAUGUCAUCUCAAGCAGCUCCUUUAAAUUAUUCUUAGAAUUGGAACCUCAGGUCCGUGACAUCAUCUUUAAGUUCUACGAGUCAAAAUAUGCUUCCUGUCUCAAAAUGCUUGACGAGAUCAAGGACAACCUGCUGUUAGACAUGUACCUGGCACCCCAUGUACGAACCCUGUACACACUGAUCCGAAACAGAGCCCUCAUACAGUAUUUCAGCCCAUACGUGUCUGCAGACAUGACCAUGAUGGCCCAGGCUUUCAACACCACCGUGUUGGCUCUGGAGGACGAGCUGACCCAGCUCAUACUGGAGGGACUCAUCAACGCACGCAUCGACUCCCACAGCAAGAUUUUGUAUGCACGGGACGUGGAUCAGAGGAGCCACACGUUUGAAAAGUCCAUCCACAUGGGCAAGGAGUUUCAGAGGCGAGCCAAAGCUAUGAUCCUACGAGCUGCCGUGCUGCGCAACCAGAUUCACGUCAAGUAGGUUCAUUUGGCAGACACUCUUAUCUAGAGUGAGAAUUGAGUCUCCACCCAGAGAGGGCAGCCAGGGGGAACUCAACUCUGCCAACAGCCAAUCACGAAUGAGCACCAACAUGUGAACAUCCCCGGGAGACCUUUACCUUAAAGGAGGUUACGGGGGUCUCCUCCAGAGGAGCCAGGCAUCCAUCUCUGAGGACCCUCCUCUUCCUCCUCUCACUCAGUGCUGCAUCUCUUGCCUGCUAAAAGAAAUAAUCAAACAAAUCCAGCAGUGAACAUCCAGCGGGCUGCCUCUCAAACGGCCACCCCUACUAUGUUUGAGAUGUGUUAAGUUUGGUCAGUGUUCACAGGGCUCUGGUUAAACUCUGUUCACUAUAUAGUGAAUUGAGGGUCCACGUGGCUCUUCUAAAAGUCCCUUCACUAUAUAGUGAGUUAAGGACGCGAUUUGGGAUGCUGCUGUGACUGUCUGAAGUGAGCAUUGGCUGUCUGUAGACUACAGACACUUGAUCAGCAACUUGUGUGCAUGUGUGUGUUCAUGUGUAUGUAUGUUUGUGUGUUUGUGUGCGUGCGUGCAUGUGUGUGUGUGUGUGUGGAAGUGUGGGGGAGUGGGAGUUAGGUGGUGCUCAGUCGCUUCACAGUUCUGUCGUCUUUCUUUGUAUAAGAUGCACUUUUUGUUUAGCUAUUCUUCUCUUUUUCUCACGAUGACAGACUUUGAAUGCACCCACUGAGAAAUAAACAGAACACACACACACGCACACACACUUCAGAACCAAUGUCCACAAGGUCUGAUUUUAAAAUAAAUGUGAAUGAAAAUCCC